AUGUCGUCCUUCUUGCGCAGGCUGCAAGGCGGCAAUCUCGAAGUCGUCAAGUUCGGCAUGUACGUCCUCUUCCCCAUCGGCUGGAUGUACUACUUCGGCACGAACCUCGACGACCGCUUCUCCGUCAAGGGCUUCUGGCCCACCGCCGAACAAUCGCACAAGAUCCCGCUGGACAAGGAAGAGAUCGACCAAGAGCUGGCGCGCAUGCGGAUGGCCGACGCGGUGCGGCGCGAGCGGCGGAGGGAGCGCGAGGCUCUCGAGGCUCAGGCGCAGGUGCAGGCCGAGGCCCAGCUGCAGGCUCAAAGCGCGUCGCAGAGUCAACCAUAG
Molecule: messenger RNA, 327 nt
Organism: Penicillium alfredii
Lineage: Eukaryota; Fungi; Ascomycota; Eurotiomycetes; Eurotiales; Aspergillaceae
Exons: 2
Coding region: 1-327 (108 amino acids)
Biological process (GO): mitochondrial respiratory chain complex IV assembly
Cellular component (GO): mitochondrial inner membrane; mitochondrion
Source: RefSeq, a predicted model, not a curated record